AAACGAUCAACAGAAGGUUUGAAGUCAACCUGGCGAGACUCGUUUUGACGAGCGCCGAACCCGGAUUUUUUAUGACUCCCCAGUAAUGGUCGGUGGCCUCUUGCGCCCCCUUUUGGUCGCCUGCGGGCCGCUGCUGCUGGCCGCGGCCGUCGCAGCCGCAGCUCGCCCCCACACCAACAACGGCUUCUACUACCAUGACGACGGCAACGGCAACGCCAACGGGGAGAUCUAUUUCAACGGGGUGCGUUUGCACGUGGAGUCGCCGCAGGCGUCCGUGUCAGCCACCACGGGCGGCACCGUCACCCUCCCCUGCCACUUCCACUACGAACCCGAGCUCAGCGCCCCGCGCCGGACGCGGGUCAAGUGGUCGUGGUUGCCCGCCAACGCCGCGGCCGAGCCCGCCCGCCCCGGGCAGACGGCGGCGGCCUACGCCGUGGAAACGCAGGUGAUGGUCGCCAUGGGCAACCGCCACCGCAGCUACGGCGGGUUCCGGGGUCGGGUCCGCCUGCGGCGCUCGGCGCCGGGCGACAUGUCGCUGGUCAUCGAUGAGCUGCGCCCCAACGACACGGGACGGUACCGGUGCGAGGUGAUCGACGGAUUGGAGGACGAGAGCGUCACCGUGGAACUGGAGCUGCGAGGCGUGGUGUUUCCGUACUACUCGGAGAAAGGGCGCUACCGCUUCAACUUUGUGGGCGCCCAGCGGGCGUGCCGGGAUCAGGACGCCACCCUGGCCACGUUCGAGCAGCUCUUCACGGCGUGGGACGAGGGCCUGGACUGGUGCAACGCCGGCUGGUUGGCCGACGGCACCGUGCAGUACCCGAUCACCGCGCCCCGCGCCGGCUGCGGGGGGUCCGACUUGGCUCCGGGCCUGCGCAGCUACGGUCGACGCCACCACCACCUCCACCGCUUCGACGCCUUCUGCUUCUCCGCUUCGGUGAAAGGGACCGUCUACUUCCUGCAAAGCCCGUCCAAGCUCAACUUCACCGAAGCGGUCCAGGCCUGCGCCGGGAACUCCAGUCGCGUCGCCAAAGUGGGCCAGCUGUACGCCGCGUGGAGGCUCGCGGGAUUGGACCGCUGCGACGCCGGGUGGCUCGCGGACGGCAGCGUUCGCUAUCCCAUCGCGAAAGCCCGCGCUAACUGCGGCCCGCCGGAACCGGGGGUGCGCAGCUUCGGGUUCCCCCCGCGCCACCGCAAGUUCGGCGUCUACUGUUACCGGUAGACUCUCGGACCUCGGCUAGGUUAGCGUUAGCUUGCGAGCACACGGGCAUUAUUGAGACCGUCUGACUUAAUUGCUCUCGUCUUUCUCCGUGAAACCACGACUGAGACUGUGACGCCAAUUUUAUUAACGCCCCCUUUUCGCACUGUGCAGUACUCGCUUGGCCCAACUCGGUCCGUUCGGGGCAGUACAUUUCCCACCUCAUUCUAGAACUUCCUUAGGAAAACUGUGAAAAGCACGGCUUUGAUGGAAAACGGCGAGCUGAAGCAAGGCGGGGAGUCUGCGGCGCGUCCGGAUCCGGGCAGCCGCAUCGGGGUACUCGGUCUCCACGUGGACGUCGCCCUCCGACGCCACAAGGAUGGUGGUAACGUUCUCCUCGGUGACAAAGCUCCAUUUGAUGCGGUGGGAGAGCGGGGCCGUGGUCGGUGCGCCGGGGUCUCCGGCGGUG
This is a messenger RNA of Syngnathoides biaculeatus (alligator pipefish), 1664 nucleotides long. RefSeq names its product hyaluronan and proteoglycan link protein 3 (gene hapln3). Gene Ontology annotation, molecular function: hyaluronic acid binding. Gene Ontology annotation, biological process: cell adhesion. Lineage: Eukaryota; Metazoa; Chordata; Actinopteri; Syngnathiformes; Syngnathidae. The record is from RefSeq and is a predicted model, not a curated record. The transcript has 6 exons. The coding region runs from base 86 to 1219 and encodes 377 amino acids.